This is a messenger RNA of Xenopus tropicalis (tropical clawed frog), 1547 nucleotides long. It is a transcript of the gene snapc3, whose product is annotated as small nuclear RNA activating complex polypeptide 3. The record is from RefSeq and is a predicted model, not a curated record. Gene Ontology annotation, cellular component: nucleus. The transcript has 9 exons. Lineage: Eukaryota; Metazoa; Chordata; Amphibia; Anura; Pipidae. Bases 96 to 1229 code for a protein of 377 amino acids.
CAGUGCUGUCGCCAAAUGGAAACAAGUACUACAAUGCCCAGGAUGCAUUUCGUCCGAAUGGACGUUCCGAAAACGGGGUUGAAUACGGCAGGACAAUGGAUGAAAACAUUCCGGUGUAUGAAGUAACUGAUGCGAACACGCGCCUGAUUCAUUUAGGUUCCUUCGGGGACUUGUGGCGAGAAAGGUUACAGAGUUGUGAUUUGACCUUAGCCGCGGACGCCGGGCCUAUACAGGAUAAUAGCUAUGUGGCCCAGGAUCUUGGCUGUACUGAGGAAACUGCUGCAGAACUUCGGCUGAUUUGCGGUGUGGAUGCAUUAAAAUGCAGUGAGAAUGAAGAAGAAGAUCUGGAGAAUAUCCCUGAGGAUAGCAGCCUUCUUACUCUGGGGAUUCGGAAGAAGAUAAUUGAUCGGCGUAAAGAAACGCUCAUUGUUGAACGUGCGUGCAGACAAGAAACCUUCCUUCAUGAGCUGGAAUUUCAUGCUGUAGGAAAAAGACCCGAGGAUGCAGCAGAUAUGGUAGAUGAAGGUGAAUUGGUACUGACUCUGAAUAUUGUGUAUCCAGUCAUUUUCCGAAAGCACAAGGAGUACAAACCUUAUCAAACUAUGUUGGUUCUGGGCAGUCAGAAACUGACUGAGUUGAAGGAUGCCAUUAACUGUGUCAGUGACAUGCAAAUUGGAGGUGAAUUCAGCAACAAUCCAGACCUGGCCCCCGAAAAUAUCUGCAAGGAUCUGUUCAAAUCAGCAUUUUUUUACUUCGAGGGUGUGUUCUACAAUGAUACGAGAUAUCCGGAAUGCAGAGAUAUAAGCAGGACUACUAUUGAAUGGGCAGAAUCCCGUAACAGAGGCUAUGGAAAAUUCCAGUCUACUAAAAUGGAAGACUAUACAUUUAAUGAUCUGCGUUUAAAGAUUGGCUUUCCUUAUCUGUACUGCCAUCAAGGGGACUGUGAGCACAUUAUUACCAUUACAGAUAUAAGACUGAUCCAUCACGAAGACUGCUUGGAUAAGACACUUUACCCAUUACCAAUAAAAAGGCACUGGUUUUGGACAAGAAAGUGCUCUGUAUGUUCUAUGUACACUGCCAGGUGGGUGACGGUUAAUGACGAUCUUGCUCCAGACGAUCCAUGCUUCUUCUGUGACGUUUGCUUCAGAAUGUUGCACUAUGACACGGAUGGUAAUAAACUUGGAGAGUUCCUGGCCCACCCCUAUGUGGACCCUGGAAUCUUCAACUAGAUCUGGGACAGUGUGUUUGGGACCAAGUAUUUAUUAUAUAAGCGGAUGAAAAUCUGUUGCAUUCAAAAGCCAGAAAGCUGAGUGAAGAUCUACCCUAUGUUUUGUGUCAGACCUUAUGUGAAGUCCGUCCCGACAACAGUUAGUUCCCAGUAAUAAAUACAUGGACUGGACAGUUACAUGAACUAAUCGUUUGGAUGAGAACAAUAUAGUUUGACAUUAAAAGCCACUUAUGUAAACAUGGACAUUUUCUUGGGGGGGGAUAUUUUUUUCACAAUGCAAUUAUUUCUUAUGACAAUUGAAUAAAUGUAUUAACUGCUA